AUGGGAAAGAGUGAAAAGGAAAAGUCUAUUUUAAAUGUUGAAAAAGAAGAGGAAGAAGACUUGAAUUCAAUGAGAAACAACUGUAGCACAACUGUUCGAAAUCAAAAAACGAAAAGAGAAAAUAUCGAAGAAGAAGAAGGAGAAAAAGAAAGAGAAGGAAGAGCUAAACAAAAUGAUAAUGAAAUGGAAAAAGAUGAAAGUAAAUUAAUGGAAGAAGUUGAUAACUUGCUUUCUAUGUUAAUAAACAGUUGUGCUGAUAAUGAUAAUCAACAGCAAAUUGAAAAUACAAAAUUGCAUCAAGAAAAUAAUUCCUAUUCGAUACUUACAAUUUCAUCAAAUGAUAAGGAUGUGGGAAAUUUUUUAUAUGGAGAAAAAUUGGAAGAAAAUAAUUGCAAGAAUGAAGUAAUAUGUUCUGGAAGAGUUCAGGAAAGAAAAAUGGAUGAAAAUAAUUUCAAAUUAAAUUUAAUCGAAAUAUAUGAUGAAGCAAACGAUAUCAAAGAUUCUAAUGUUGUGAACAAUUCGACAAUAACUGAAACAACAAAUUUUGAGAGAAGCAAUUUGUCGGAUGUUUGUAUUGUGUAUGCAAAUGAGCAAGAUAAAUUGAAAAUGGAUGCUGUGACAAAUGUACAAAGCAUAGAAAUUUCGAGAGAACAAAGUUCAGAAAUGUCAAAUAUUGAAACAUUGAAGGAGGAUUUUUUAAUUCAUGAAAAAUCAGAUAAUUUGGAUGAAGAAUUAGCAGAAAAAAAUAAGAAUAUGGAUAACAUUAGUAUGAAAAUAGAAGAUAAUUCAAUUGAAAGAACUACUGAACAAUUAAAUAGCAAUAGCAUUCAGGAUUCGAAUAUAAGAAUUGAAUUGAAUGAUUGUAGUGUUAGCAAUGAGGAUGAUAAUACCGGAAAUAGCAUAUUUUCGGAAAGAACUGAGCAACCUGAAUUACAAGAAGUCAAGGAAAAGAAUGAAAACAUAAAGAAAUCGAAAGGGGAAGAAUUUGAGACAAAAAUAGAUGGGAUAAAUUUAUCAAAAUCUGAUACAUAUAUUACUGAAUCAGAGCAAAAGAUUGAUGAGAAUUUUGUCUCGGAUAAUCCUGUCAUCUUAAAUGAUACAGUCCGAGAAAAGUUGACACUUAUGAAUAAUGUCAUCGAAAUGGUAUGUUCUGCAAAAAUUCCAGAAGAAAAUAAUAAGCGAAUCGAUAGCAAUGAACUUGCUGCAACUAUGAAUUCACGAAUUGUGGAAAAUUUGCCAACAAAUGAAUCGAAAGUUACCUGUGGUAUUGAAUUAUUAAAAGAUACUGAAGAAUUAAAUAGCUGUGAAGUAACACAAUCGAAAAAUAAAUUCUAUGAAGCUAUAACCGGUUUCUGGAAGCAUGCAGCAUUUAGCAAAAAACGUUCCGAAAUUGCUAUUUCAAAGAAUUUACCAUCAGAAUUAACACAAAUAUCCUCAAUUCAUUCCAGUAAAACUUCGUUAACAUCUACAGAAUCGUUAGGCUCAGUGAUACUUCCAGCUGAACUUAUCAAAUCAACCGGAUCUGCUACAGAAUCUAUUCCGCAUUCUGAAGAUAAUAUUAACUCAUCGCUCCUAGAAAACACUGUAACAGAUGUAAUUUCUGGUUCUGAUCAGCAAAAAAUCUUACUUAAUGAUCAGUCAUUUAAUUCUACACUUACGGAAAACUUAGUUUCUGAUAUUGAUCCGGAAGCUUUGCAAGUAACACCAGAUUCAUUGAAUAUCACUGAUGAAAUGAUUAAGAAUCCAGACGAUUCGUUGGAGAAAAUGGAAGAUUCAAGAAAAAUUAAGAAAGGAAAGGCUGAAUCUACGAAUUUAAUGGUUUUUGGUCAUAAGAUUGAUUCGAUUAUGUUCGGAUCAAAGAAGUAUAAAGGGAAGGAUAGCGGAAGUUUGCGAAGUUUCCGGCCAGAAAAUGGUCACCAUCACCAUCAUCAUCAUGUCUUCUCUAGUUUAUCAAUUCGAUCAUUGCCAGAAACGGAUUGUACAAGCUUACCGGAAACAAGUAGAGCAGUAAUGGAACCUAAUUAUUAUGAAGUUAAUCGGAUGAAUGAUGAUCAAGUUAAUGCCGCAUUUGCUGAAUUGCUUAAACAAAUGAAUAUAAAAGAUGAGAAAUUUCGUGCCUUAUUAGCAGAUAAUGAUAUGGAAAAGAAACGACAGAUGGUUUGUCAAUCUCAGCGACUUAAUAUGGCUACUCAAGAGAAUUCCAAGCGACCGAUUGAUCUGAUUCGACGUGUUGAAAGAAUGUUGGUAUCGGGAGAAGAAGCUAGGCUGAUGAAGGAUGUAUUGAAAGACUUGAAAGUCCAGCUUAGUGUUCAGAAAGUGGAUUGGAUUAAAGAGUUCGGCAAUCAAGGUGGUCUUCAGUUAUUAUUCCACAUAAUGUAUAAUCUUAUCGAAUCCCUACGGUUAUCAGAAAAUUCUGAACGGGAAGAAGAAUAUGCUUUGCAAUUGCAUGACAGUGUCAAAUGUUUGAAAUCCGUUGUCAAUACAUGGCCUGGAAUGGAAAUGUGCUUUAGACGUCAAUCGAAAAUGUUUUCAUGUUUGGUUGGAAUACUUUCCGUGGCUUCUGGAAAGCCAUCUUUGGAUCAUUGGGAUUCACUGAAAUUUGUAACAGUGAGUCUCUUGGGCGUCGUGGCUUUUGUUAAUGAUGACAAAUUUGAACUCAAAGGACGUGAAACGCUCUUACAAGCCUUAACCGAAGAAGCUCGAUUACGAAAAUGCGACAGGUUUAGCUGCAUUGUUAGCUGUCUGAAUAAGUCGAAUCGCCUCGAUGUAGUGAAGAAAGCUAUGACAUUGGUAAAUGUAAUGCUGGAUGUGCCGGAACCAGAUGAUACAACUACUGAGGAAGGUCGUGCGUCCGCUGAAGGUGCCUGGCAAAUUCGGAUGCAUUGGAGAAGUGAAUUCAUGCGUGCUGGAAUGUACGAUUGCGUUCAAUUUUUGGAAAGUUGCACUCUGGAAGCAAUCAAGAAGCAGUAUGAUAAUUUCUGUCGGAUCAAAGAAGCUGACUUUGCUGAACUUGUAAAUCGAUUUGAACAAAUAAAAGGUGAAUAUGAAGAGCCGGACUGCUGCUAUAGCAUUUUGCUAGCUGGUGUAAAGAACACUAGAGCUGAAGGACCAUUUUUGAGCAUUCUACAACAUCUUCUUCUAGUAACCGACGACAUUGGCGUGAGGACGGAGUAUUUUCGACUGAUUGAGAAUUGCAUCUCAGAAAUCGUUCUGCCGAAAACAUGUGUGGAUCCCGAUUUCCGUGGGAAAUUCGAAUUUACUCAAGAUAUCACCCAUUUUCUUGACACGUUGGAAGAUGGCGAAGAAGGAAGGCAGGCUAAUAAACGUGUGGAAAUAGCUACGCAAGCAAAAAAUGAAGCCUUAGCCAAAUUGAGCCAAUAUUACAGAAGGAUGGAAGAGUUUGCUAAUGAGGCAGAGCAGCUCAGAAAGCAUAUAAAUGAUCCAAAUGCACCACUUCCUCCACCAACAAGCCGUUUACCGCCACCAGAUACCUAUGCCGAAGUAUUAGAUAAGUUAAAUGUCGUAACAGGAAGUCCACCUCCAGCACCUGGCCACCAAAUUGCUCCUCCACCACCACCGCCACCUCCACCUCCACCUCCACCUUUGCCUCCAUCUCUUCCACCGUCUGGAAGUUGUCCUCCACCACCACCACCACCACCACCACCACCGCCACCGCUAUUGCUAGGUGGACAAGGUCCACCUGGACUGCCACCACCUGGACUCUUGAAUAAAGUGGUAAGUCCUGAACUACCGGAAUAUCUAAAGAAAAAACCGCGUCGUGAAGUCAAUGUGGCAAUGAAAAAAAUUCCAUGGAGCUCAGCAACGAUCAAACCCAAAGAAAUCAGUAAAGACUCUUUUUGGGCGCAAACAGCGGAAGAGAAAUUCGCGAAUGAACGAUUGUUUGAAACACUGAAAAAAAAAUUUGCAGCGAAUCGACAAAGUAUCACUGCUGAGUCUGAUUCAACAGCAAGUGGAAGGAGUUUGCCGAAGAAGAAAGUCCGUAAACCACUCGUCAUACAAGACGAAAAAAUUUUGCAAACUCUUGCCAUUUUGCAAGGAUCACAGAAGAUACCGCUAGAGGAAUGGAAACGGAUUUUGUUGGAAAUUGAUGAUCGAGUAAUAUCUUCGGGAACAAUGCAACAGCUGAGAAAUGCUUUGCCACCAACUGAUACGUUGAAGAAACUUCAGGAUUUAGCUGGUAACAAAUUCAAUGAGAUGCCUGAAGGUGAACAGUUUGCUGCAACACUAGCUUCAAUAAAAGGAUUGUCUGCAAGAUUGGAUUCUAUGAUUUUCAUGCUCGAAUUUGAUAAAACUCUUAGCGAUUUAAAACCGACAAUAUCUGCUGUGAUAGAAGCAUGCGAUGAAGUUCGGAUGUCAAAUGGCUUCAAGAUGUUUCUAGAAAUGGUUCUUUUGGUUGGAAAUUACAUGGGACACUCAUCGAAAACAUAUAAGGACAUAUUCGGAUUUGAAAUGAGUGUAUUGAAAAAGUUAAGUGGUACGAAAGAUGUAAACAAUAGUGAGUCACUUUUGCACUACCUCGUAAGUUGUAUGUCUACCGAAGCGAAUGGUCUAUAUGCAAACUUUCCGAAAGAUGAAUUCCUCCAUGUUGAUAAAGCUUCACGCGUCAAUGCGGACGAAGUAGCUAAAGGCGUUAACGCUCUAAAAAAUGCUCUCAAUAAAGUCGAGAAUCAGCUGAAGACGUUUGUCAGGCAAGCAGAAAAUGAUUUGUUCCCUGAAAAAAUGGGUCCGUUCUUAUCAAAGGCAAAAACAGAAUGCGAAAUUGUAGAAAAAAUGUAUAACACGAUGAACGCAAAAUGGGAGUCUUUGAGGAAAUAUUAUUCAUUUGACCCGAAAAAAUACAACAUGGAAACAUUUUUUAGUGACUUGAAAUUGUUUAAAGAAGAUUACGAGAAAGUAAUUCAUGACAUGGAGAAAAUGCGUGAAGUAAAAGAACGUGAGGAACAAAGGAAGAAAAGACUACCAUUAAAGCCCUUGCAACCAGGAGUUGCAGCAUCUCCACUGAAUCGCACUGUGGCAAUCGAAGGGAUCCUGAAAACAGGAAAACAGGAUUUGGGUGUUGUGGAUGAAAUUGAGAAGAUACUAGAAGCAGGAUAUUUAGAAGGAACAGAAAGAAGGACGCCAAGGAGAACACCACGUACCCGUGCUGGUCGUGCUGCAAUGGAACGACAACGCUCGCGUGUUUCUGAAGAACAUAUGUCAGUGUUAUCCGGCAGUUCUGGAGCAUCACAGCUUCCAACACAGUAUCGAAUACGAAGAAAAGGACAGCCAACAUUACUUGUACAGGCAGGUGCCGUAUCGUUAUUGCCGAAAGAAAAUGAAAAGCCAUAA
Molecule: messenger RNA, 5349 nt
Organism: Brugia malayi
Lineage: Eukaryota; Metazoa; Nematoda; Chromadorea; Rhabditida; Onchocercidae
Gene: Bma-cyk-1
Exons: 27
Coding region: 1-5349 (1782 amino acids)
Biological process (GO): actin filament polymerization; actin cytoskeleton organization
Cellular component (GO): actin filament; cytoplasm
Molecular function (GO): microtubule binding; actin binding; small GTPase binding
Source: RefSeq, a predicted model, not a curated record